AUGGGUUGCAUAAAAACGAAAUAGAAAAUACAUGCUCAUGGCUACAAAGACUUAAAUUAAGAGUAGUCAUCUCAUGUGAAAUUUGGCCCAAUCGAAGUUGAUAAUAGCUCUUCUUAGGCAGAUUUGCUUGAAGAUUAAGAUAAAAUGAAGGAUCAAGGAACAAAUUAAUCAAAGAUGAAUCUUGGAAAUAAUCUUGAAGAGACAUAAACUCAUAAUGAGAUGAGAUCGAAUUCAAGACAAGAAGUAAAUCCUGCUCAAGGAAUAGAAACUGGAGGGAAUUAAUCGCCUGAUUCUUUGAAUACUGAUGCUCCUCAGUCAAUAAACAUUCAAAUGUCACAAACCAAAAUACAUUAUGGCACUGGAAAGGGUAAGAAGGGAAAGAAACGCAAAAUUGGAACAUGGACCUCUGCUAACAAUAAUGAGUAUAUAGAAGAGAAGCAAUCAUACAUCUUGAUUAAUAUGAAGUCUUACGAUAAAACUCAUUUUAAAAUGUUUCUGAACGUUACUCAUAGUGAAUUUGAAGAAUCAAAGUAUCGCUCAAUUCUUGAAGACAUUUGGAAGAGAUAUAUAAAAUACUUAGGGCCUGGAGUAAAUUAAAUAAAUUUGCUUCCUGAGCAUCUUGACGAUGCAACCUUUGAAAUUAUUAACCCUCAAAUAAAAAUAGUCGACUUGUAAUUGGGAACACCUAGGCUAAUAUAUAUAGACCGCCGACCAAUUCCUGAAUAAAAGAUUAUUGAUUACAUUCAUCGAGAAUACGGUCAAUACUCAUAAGCAAGACUGAGACUGAAUACCGAUGUAUUAAAUAAACUGACACCAUAGAAAUAGAUUCUAAUCAAAAUAUAGGAUUUAAAGCUCGAUUCAACUUAAGAUCUAUACAAGAUAAGCAACGUUCUAUACUAUUCUAUUGCUAAAGAAGAUUAUAAUGAGAAAUUCUACAAGAUUUUAAGGUAGUCUAUUAAAAUAAAAAGUGAACUAGAUAAAGAUUAGAAUUCACAAGGGAUUAAAGAUUGGAUAUAGAUUAAUGCUUAGUUACAGAGAGAGGUGCAAGACUUUGAAAAGAACUCUCUUUUCAUUUGUAUUAAAAUCCUGUUAAAAGAACUUGAAAGUAUUGAUAAAAGUAACCAUGCAACAAAGUACCUAUAGACUUACUUGAAUUUAAAUGAGGAUGAGGAUGAUGAUUUAUAUUAUGAGAGUGGAAUUCUUGUGACAACAUUUUAAAUGACUUAAACUAACUAUUCAAAGUUAAACUAUCAGCUCAUGCUAUAAUCUUAAGACUACCAAAUCCCAUUAAGAUGCACUUUCAAUCUAUAUGGAAGAGUAUUUGAUUGCUUUGCUUUUCCAGACAUUGAAUUUAGAAAUAUCAUUGAAGGCUCAUUUUUAGACAGAAAUAAUGAUUAAACCCAAAAACUAGGCCUUAAUAAACUAAGUGAGAAUUUAAGUAAGAUAUAAAUCUUCAAGACUGCACCAGCCUUAUCUAAGAAAGAAAAAAAAUUAGCAGUGUUAAAGGAACUAGAUAAUUAAGACAAUCAAGAUGAGGAAUAUUUAGAUAUUUUAGAGGAUAAUGAUGAUGAAGAAGAUUAGGAUGAAAAUAAUUAGUAAUAGACUAUAGGGGAAAAAAGAAGUGGGGAAAUAUAUCAAGAGAAUAUGCAGAAGUAUUAAGUGCUAUUCAGAGAUGAAUGUUUAGAAUUAAUAUCCUCAUAGGGAUAAUCCAUAGUCAAUUAAAAAAUUUUGAUUUAAGAAUUCGCUAGAACCAUUAAUGAGGCACUAUUUUCAGAUAAAACUGCCCAAUCUUUAAUUGAUUUAAUGAAUGAUAAGUAUAUGUGUAGUCUUGAUGAACUUGCAAAUUUAGAGGAAAAAGAUAUAUCAUUAUAGAUAAAAUAAAGUAUAUUAGAAAGAGUCAUAGAGAAACUAAACAUUGAAAUGCAAAGUGAAUUCGAAAUAAAAAGUGUUGAGGCCAAAUUUGACCCUAAUUCAAUCAAGUCUGUGCCGAUAAGCAGCUUCUAAAUUUCUGAACAAAUAAACGAAGGUCUAUUUUAUGUGUUUUAUAGGCUAUUCAAGUUUAAGGACUAUAAAUUUGCCUAUGAAACAUUGAACGGUUUUGAUAUUGAUGAUCUUAAGAAUAAUUAGAGAAAUCUGAACUUAUCAUUGAUGAUAUUAAAGAGUAUAUUAUGUUCUUGGUAAGAUAUGGGACUUAGGGAAUCAUAAAAGCAGUAAAUUAUUUAGAUGAAGCUAAAACUUUAAGCUUUGGGUAUAGAUAGAAACUAUAAGAUACUAACGAGUGUUGAUUGA
Messenger RNA from Stylonychia lemnae, 2289 nucleotides. NCBI's taxonomy places the organism in Eukaryota, Ciliophora, Spirotrichea, Sporadotrichida, Oxytrichidae. The record is from the annotation of a GenBank genome assembly.